Messenger RNA from Exophiala spinifera, 1176 nucleotides. RefSeq lists its product as uncharacterized. Gene Ontology annotation, cellular component: endoplasmic reticulum tubular network. The record is from RefSeq and is a predicted model, not a curated record. The transcript is spliced from 2 exons. Gene Ontology annotation, biological process: endoplasmic reticulum tubular network organization. The coding region runs from base 1 to 1176 and encodes 391 amino acids. NCBI's taxonomy places the organism in Eukaryota, Fungi, Ascomycota, Eurotiomycetes, Chaetothyriales, Herpotrichiellaceae.
AUGUCGUGGCUCUGGAGGAGCGAUGCAAACUCUCCUGCUUCCUUUGAGAAAGCUCUUUCGAAGCUGUCCGCCCAGAUCACUGAUGCCAACCUUGCCCUUGACACCACCAGGACUCGAGCGCGCCGAGCAAAGGCACUAUGGACGCUUUAUACCACGCUGACCUACCUCCUCUAUACACUUGUCGUGGUUCUUGUACUGGGCCCCGAUGCCUGGUUCUGGUAUCACUAUGCAGGCUUAGUGGGUGCACCGGUCAUUAUCUAUACAGUGCGCAAACUGUUGACUGCAUUUUUCGACUGGAGGGUAAAUCGGCAACAAUCAUACCUGGACCAUCUGCAGAAACAGCGCGAGUCCAAGAUUGCCGACUUGAAGAAGGCUACAAAAUAUGAUAGCACUCAAGAGCUGCUGCAGAAGUAUGGAGGCGCUCCACCGUCCAAAUCGCCAUCAAAAAAACCGCAACAAGGUGCGAAACGACAAGUCAAUCGUCCUCCAGAGCGGCAUCCACAGAGGACUGGACUACCACCCCCCCCUACGGCGAAUAUACCUGGACGAAAUGUCCAGGCGCCUGCCGGUCUACCACCUCAGGUAGGAAGUCCUCCUGCCUCUCCGACGCAUGUCCAGAUGCCACUGGCUGUUGAAAUGGCCAGAAGCCCUGUGGAUAUGAGUUCUGAUGUUCCUGGGUUUGCUCCAAAUGCUUUUGCAGACCCCCCUCCACCAACCACAGCAUAUGAAACCACCCACCACUGGUAUGAUCGCAUACUCGACGUGAUGCUUGGAGAGGAUGAGACCGCUGCCAAGAAUAGAUUGGUCCUUCUGUGUUCAAAUUGUCGCCUUGUCAAUGGUCAGGCCCCUCCCGGUGUCAAGACGCUCGAAGAACUCGGCCGAUGGCGAUGCAGUACUUGCGGAGCUUGGAAUGGUGUAGAGAGUGAAGGUGCUAAAGUAGUCAAGGAGAUCACAGCUGUGUCGAAUCUACACGAUGGUGAAGAAUGGGAGAGAGUGCCAGCAAUGUCGAGCGAUCACGAAGAACCAGAGGAAGGUCAGCACGAGGACUCGACUAGCCAUGAAGCAGUUGACGGCAGUCAUGGUGCCACAGGUCGCGAUGCCGUGGACGAUAACGGGAUUUCAAAGCGGGUGACUCGAAGUGCGAGCAAAAAGCCUUCCCUUGACUCACUUGAAUGA